Molecule: messenger RNA, 2387 nt
Organism: Linepithema humile (Argentine ant)
Lineage: Eukaryota; Metazoa; Arthropoda; Insecta; Hymenoptera; Formicidae
Product: A disintegrin and metalloproteinase with thrombospondin motifs 19-like
Biological process (GO): proteolysis
Molecular function (GO): metalloendopeptidase activity
Source: RefSeq, a predicted model, not a curated record
UCGUACGCGUAUUUCACGCAAGAUACCGAAAUAAUAUUGCUGCCGGUAUCGAAUUCAACAAACGUAAAGGAGAUAUCAUUAACUCUGAAAGCUUUCGGACAAUUGAUUCAACUCAACCUACGUAGAAACGAUCUGAUUGUAUCGCCUACGUUUCCAGUAUGGAAAUAUAAUGCGAAAAUCACAAAACAAUUCUUGCAAUUAAAUGUAUCAAACCCUUGCUAUUAUUAUCAUGAAGAUGAUGUCAGCUCUGCGACCAUAAACUUUUGUGACGAACAUGGAUUGGAAGGACUUCUUUUUCUCAAAAACGACGCAUUGGAGAUUAGACCUUUGCGGAAUAGCUUUGCGCAUUUGAACUUAAUGGACGACAUUUGCAUUAAGGAACACGUUAAUUUUUCAUUCGGCAAACCUCAUCUUAUUAAAAGAUCAUUGCAACAUUUUGUUAAUUCAACUUUUUUAGGCAAUUCAGGCAAUUUAAAACAAAAACGACGUCAUGCACAAAAUACGGAACAAAAAUUAACUGUAAAGCUGGCCGUUUUCUUCGACAAAGCAGCAUACAAUACGUUCAUGCCUUUUCUGAAUAAUGAUACGGAAAAAUUACGCAAUGUGAUAUUAGUGUACGUGAAUCGUAUCCAAGCUGCGUUCCAUCAUGCAAGUUUGGGUGUUCGUGUUGAUAUUUCGUUUAUAUAUUUACAAAUUAUGGACAAACAACCGAAAAAUUUGAAACUUUUUAAUGGCAACGGUGAUCUACUGCACACUUCGUUCUGCGAAUACGCAAAUACUUACAAUUUUCCGAUAGGCAACAAGGAUCACUGGGACAUUAGUCUUUACCUAACCGGAAUAAAUAUAUAUUUAGAGCGUCACUAUAAAAAAUUGUAUUCUACCAUGGGAUAUUCUUUUUUUAGUGACGCGUGUUUACAACCCAAGUAUAAUAUCACGCCUUCUUCGUGCGCCAUAGUAGAAUUCGGUGCUACAGAUGGAGACGUAACCGCAGGUUUUACAUCGGCUCUAAUUGCUGCUCAUGAGAUCGGCUAUCUUUUAGGAAUUGGUCAUGAUUUAGACUCUAUCGAUUCGAAAACGUGUCCGAGAGGCAAAUACAUAAUGUCAGAUAUUAAAUUUUAUCGGGGCCAGGCAACAUGGUCCAAAUGUAGUAGGAAAUACAUUACUGAAAAAUGGGAAACAGAUAAUUGUUUCGAUUAUAUGAAAUCAGACGAUAUUGAAAACCGAUCUGCAUUGGAUCAUUACUUUGAUUUACCCGGAAGAGAAUGGACCGCCAAAGCACAAUGUGAACUAUUUUUACGUGACAUGGAUGCAAACGUAGUCACGUUGCAUGAUACUUGUCAAGUCUUACAAUGCGAAACGCCUCACAAGAAUAAUUAUUUCUUCGCGGGACCAGCGCUGGAUGGAACUCAUUGCGCACUUGGGAAAGAAUGUCACGGCGGAGAAUGCGUGCCUGUUAUCGAACCACCAUAUAUUUUUAAUUAUUGUGAAGAAAUUGAAAAUAACUGGAGUGAAUGGAAAGAAGACUCCUGUAAAAGCAGUUGCUUGCCAAAAUCCAAAGGCGUGAUAAUCAAACGACGUUCUUGCAAACGUCAAACAUACAAAACGUCGAAUUGUGACGGGCCAUAUUACGACGUGGUUCUGUGCAAUGACUCCAUAUUAUGCACUAGACGCAAAACAAUUAACGAAUAUACUACCAUGCAAUGCACCGAGUUCAGUUUAAUGAUAGAGGGAUACACAGAAGAUAUAAAUUACACAGUAGAAAGAUUGAAGUACAAACCGGGAAAAGGAUCAGGAGGGCAGUUUCCUCACCUUAUCCAGAAACCGUGGAGAGCCUGUACCGUAUACUGUCGAGAAAAAGGCGAUGGAUUUAAUUACUACUCGCCACACUUGGAUAUGCUCGACUUAGGUAUCGACCCAUACUUUCCAGAUGGAACGUGGUGUCACGACAAGGAUGGUCAGGAUUAUUACUGCCGUCAGCAUUAUUGUCUGCCGGAAAACUAUUCAAUUGAAGAAUAAUUAUCGAGAGCUCCUCCACCUGUGUGGACAAAGAUUUAACAGAAAAUUGCAAAACGCGUAUAAGUUAAUAUAAAACAGUUUACAAUUUGUUUAGUAUGAAACCUAGGAACCGUUGAAUUAUCAUUGUUACUUUUUAUUUUAAACAGCAAAUUUAUUUUUUGAUCGUAAAAGGCAAAUUUAUUCAUGAAAAAAUAUGUACAAUUAUCGACAUAAAAAACAAUUUCUGUCCAAAAUCCAGAUAACUGUUAGUAAUUGCAAAAAAAAAAUAGUUAUUCAUUGACAUGGAACUAAAAAAAAGAAGGUUAAGUCAGUGCUCGGAAUUAACUGAACAUCUGAAUUGAUUUUCGUCAUUGGUACCUUUUUAUCUUUUU